AAGAAAUGCACUUUAGAACGUAUACUGUGAAUCCACUGUAAAUUGCUUUAGAGAAAAUUGUCAGCCAAAUGCAAUAAUGUACAUCUGUUAUUAUAAAGAUGCAGGAACCCCCUCUGUGUUCAGGUCAUUGUUGUACCUUGUACCUGAGAGCUUGUUUAAAGUCAAGUUUUCUUUUUUGAAUCAUGAUUUCUUUUUUGCUCUAUAAAUCCUUUUGAGCAGUGUCAAAUAACUAAUGCCAGAUAUUGAACAGUAGCAGUUUUCUGCUCUGUGAUUUACCUCCUGUGUCCUUUCAGGAUAACAGAGAAGUCAUCACCACAUGGUCAGAUGGUCAAGAAAUAAAACUCUUGUAGAGAGUCUGCUUGGUGUGUUUUACCUUGUUCUUGAGUUUACUUUUGUGUAGAUGAGCAUAAAUGUGCGUUUCAGGGUCAGAUAUGAUUAAGCCAUCAUGCUGCAGUCUUCCUCUGACAUCUAUGAUUGAGUGAAUGAAAGCAUCCCAGCUGGGGAUCAAAGACAGCAGCCGGUCAGAUGCGAGCGAAUAUUGGAUGAAGAUAUAAUGCCACAUCUGCUCAACAGCCUCAGAAGUCUCUGUUUUAUUUUUGCAGCAAGCCAUCGAGGACUUGCAGUGUGAGGAAGACAAGGUGAACCUCCUGACCAAAGAGAAAGCCAAGCUGAAGCUGCAGGCCGAAGAUUUGGAGUAUCUACUGGAGCAGGAGAGGAAGCAGGGGACGGAUUUGGAGAAGAGCAGAAGGAAGUUGGAAGGUGACAGUAAGAAUACAAUGGACAAUCUGACUGAAAUGGGCCGUAUGAGAGCCAAUAUGGAGGAGAUCAUCAAGAAGAAAGAUGUGGAGAUAAGCACCACCAGCAGCAAGCUGGAAGCUGAGGAAAUGCUGAACGCAGGGCUGGAGAGGAAAAAUAAAGAGCUCCAGGUCCGCAUUGAGGAGCUGGAAGAAGAACUGGAGACAGAAAGAGCCUUACGAGCCAAGCCCAACAUCUUAACACAAAUGUUUAGAUCUUUUUUCAAAGGAUUGUCAGAUAAGCGAGACCUGGCACAUAAACUGUCACACAUCAGCUUAUCUGGGAGUUUUUGACUGAUGAGGUGUUUGUGACAUUGUUACCUGGGAGGUACCUGGGAGCAAUUAGAGACAUCAACCUUUAAAUUCUCUACAUACUACUAAGAGACUUGUUUGAAGAUACUGUUUGUCCAUUU
Triplophysa rosa is the source of this 1207-nucleotide messenger RNA. RefSeq lists its product as uncharacterized. Lineage: Eukaryota; Metazoa; Chordata; Actinopteri; Cypriniformes; Nemacheilidae. The transcript has 5 exons. Bases 777 to 1088 code for a protein of 103 amino acids. The record is from RefSeq and is a predicted model, not a curated record.